Molecule: messenger RNA, 156 nt
Organism: Metarhizium robertsii ARSEF 23
Lineage: Eukaryota; Fungi; Ascomycota; Sordariomycetes; Hypocreales; Clavicipitaceae
Exons: 2
Coding region: 1-156 (51 amino acids)
Source: RefSeq, a predicted model, not a curated record
AUGGCAUCAACCAUGAAAGCCGUCAACUACAAUGGCCCAUUCAAGGUCAAGGUCCAAGAGGUUGGCAUGCCCAAGAUACAGCAUCCAGAUGACGUUAUUCUCAAAGUGACAAGCUCGACCUCCAAGGCUGCGAUUUGUGGUUCAGACCUGCAGUGA